AUGUUACUAACUUCGUUGACUGACGUUCCUCGCAACCUCAAGGAGGCCAUUGAUUGGUUGAUGGCCAUGAAGGGAGACAAUGCCGAAAACGUGGAUGCUAUGAGUGCCGCACUUCACCGUUUUUUGAUACGGUACCCUGUUGGAUUUACGGAGGUGCCAGCUUUGGAGAGAGUAAAACAUUUUUCUAGGUUUUUUAUGAAGAAACCGGAUAUUGAGGAUCAGCCAUUCGUACAAGAACUGAUUGGGAGAUACUCUACACGUAUGAGUAAAAAUCCCAAAAGGCUCCCUACUGUCUCUAUGAGCAUCGAGGAGAGCGAUUAUAAGAACAUUAUAAAGGCCUGGGGUGUCAAGCCUACGGCUAUUGCAAGAGGCUUACGCAAAGUUUUGGAUGGCUGUGAGAAGCUGUUGGAUGGCGUAAAACAUCCUUCCGAAUACGUGUCCGCUUACAGUUCUGAAGCUACGUGGGAGGCAUCGUGCUCUGAAGACCCAGAAGCGUGCGCCGUUAUCCUAGUAGGUAUUGCACCAAUGUUAUACGUUGGCAUACGUUCUUUGAAGGACGCAGCCGAUGAUGCAACUGGAUAUGUGGUAUUUUCUAAUGCAGAGACGCGUUUUGCUAGAAUAUUGGAAUGUGUUGGCUACUCAGCUACGGAGAACCGCGCUAACUUGAGCGCUUCAGAUGUAUUUAAGGCCUUGGGCGGUAUAGAUGGCCGUGUAAUGGAUGUAAUAUACGACCUAGCUGGAUUCUGGGCUUUCUAUUGA
Messenger RNA from Babesia bigemina, 759 nucleotides. RefSeq lists its product as hypothetical. The transcript has a single exon. NCBI's taxonomy places the organism in Eukaryota, Apicomplexa, Aconoidasida, Piroplasmida, Babesiidae. The record is from RefSeq and is a predicted model, not a curated record. The coding region runs from base 1 to 759 and encodes 252 amino acids.